AUGGCUUCGAAGCUGGAGAACGGGUCGGUUGACCCGCAUCCCGCGUCUGAAAAGACGUCUGCGCCGCUCGAAGACGUCAAUCUGGGAGUGGUACCCUUGGAGGAUCUCCCCAAGGGUCGCUGGGAGCGCAGCUGGCCUGUUAUUGCUUGCGGUGCUGGUCUCUUCUCUGAUGGUUAUCUCAAUGGCGUUAUCGGGCCCGUGAACACUUUGUUGGACAAGAUCUAUCCCGAUACGUAUGCCAAGUCUCCCGCCAGUCAAAAUGUCUCCUCCAUCGCCUUCGCGGGGACGGUCGUCGGCCAACUGGUUUUCGGUGUUGCGAGUGAUUACUGGUCGCGCAAGUGGUCGCUGAUGGCUUCUACCAUCAUCCUCAUUAUCUUCGCUGCGCUGUGUGCGGGGGCCUAUGGCUACCAUGGCAGCCAGUAUGGUCUUUUCGCUGCUCUCACGGCUUACCGUUUCUUUCUGGGUAUUGGGAUUGGCGGCGAGUACCCUGCCGGUUCGGUCGCGGCGGCUGAAAGUACCGGUGAGCUCAAAUCGGGCCACCGCAACCGUUGGUUCAUCUUCUUUACCGACUUUGUCAUCGAUUUUGGCUUUGUCGUCUCGUCUCUCGUCCCCAUGAUCCUGGUCUUGAUCUUCACCGAGAAUCACCUCCGUGCGGUGUGGCGGAUUGCUCUGGGGUUGGGAGUGCUCCCUCCACUCAGUUUGCUGUACCUGCGGUUCAAGCUGAAGGAGCCUGAAGAGUUCAACCGGGAGCGGAUGCACAAAUACCCGUACUGGUUGAUUCUCAACAUCUACUCCUCCAAGUGGAUUUCGAUUAUCCUGGGAGACGAUGCUCCCUUGUGGAAAAGCUUUGCAUGGUCCGCCCUGACAAAUGUUUUCUAUCUCCCGGGGUCUUUUGCCGGCGCGUUCAUGAGCGACUGGAUCGGCCCGAAAGCUUGUCUGGCAUGGGGAGUCUUCCUUCAAGGUGUUGUAGGAUUCAUCAUGUCGGGCUGUUACCAGUGGCUUGCAACCCCCCAGAACGUGGCGGCCUUUGUCGUCGUUUAUGGGAUCUUCCUAUCCCUUGGUGAACUGGGCCCAGGGGACAACAUCGGAUUGCUGGCCUCGAAGAGCAGCUCGACCUCGGUCCGGGGUCAAUACUAUGGCAUCGCAGCUGCAAUGGGCAAGGUGGGCGCCUUUGUGGGAACUUAUGUUCUCCCGCUUGCGCAAGAGAACGCCCCCAAUCCGAUCCGGGCUGGUCAAGACCCCUUCUUUAUCUCCAGCUCGCUGUGUAUCUUGAGCGCGGUGCUUACAUGGCUGUUUAUGCCUUACAUCGGACAGGAUACAAUCACGGAGGAAGAUGCCCGUUUCCGCCAAUAUCUCGAGGCCAACGGAUAUGAUACCUCUACCUUGGGCAACCAAAGCCACUGGGGCCUCCUGCAUGUCUCUUUGAUGGAUCAUGGUCCACAAAUGAGUAAUGCCCGCUGGACAUCAAGGCACGAUUUUAUGGGUUCCCUAUAUGUACAUAGAGCGAUUUGA
Molecule: messenger RNA, 1512 nt
Organism: Rasamsonia emersonii CBS 393.64
Lineage: Eukaryota; Fungi; Ascomycota; Eurotiomycetes; Eurotiales; Trichocomaceae
Product: MFS phospholipid transporter (Git1)
Exons: 6
Coding region: 1-1512 (503 amino acids)
Biological process (GO): carboxylic acid transport; transmembrane transport
Cellular component (GO): plasma membrane
Molecular function (GO): carboxylic acid transmembrane transporter activity
Source: RefSeq, a predicted model, not a curated record